AUGGAGGGCGGUGGGCGUGGCUUCGAGCAGCAAGAUCAAAGGUCUCUGGAUGACUCUGCAGGAUGGGUACAGGAGGAAUAUGGACAUUUACAUUAUGUUUUCAGCCUAUACGGAGAGCAACCUCGUUGGACUGAAUGGGGCAAAGGUUUGUGGAUCUUGCGGAUAAAGCCUUCUCGCCCUGCGUACAGUCUCUUUAUGAAGAUCCUCAUUGGUUGGGAAUGUGCAGGAAGUUGUAUCACAAGGUAGGAUUCUCUAGGACCCUGCAGGCCACCACUCACCUCAGAAUCUGCCAUCGAGGCUGUUUGUCCAGGACCUCGGAGCUCUUAGUAUAUUUCUGGUCUUCCUGAAGUUCUUCCACCUCCAUGGACUCAGAUCUUCAUAGCAACCACCAACCCAGAGUGGUUGUAAUUGGUGCCGGCUUUGCAGGUCUUGGUGCUGCCACCACUUUGGUGAAGCAUGGAGUGAAGAAUCUUAUCAUCCUGGAAGCAUUAGAUAGGGCGGGUGGAAGAGUUUGGACGCAUAAACCUUUUGGAGCUGAUGCGCUGGAGUUAGGUGCCACCUGGAUCCAUGGCCAGAAGGAUAAUCCACUUUACCAGAUGUCCAAGGAGAAAGGCCUACUGGCAGAUGAUGGGUUCGGUAUGGUGUCCUGCCAACCACUAUCUGUAACUCCCCAAGAUUAUUUUUUUAAUGAGCAAGCAAAGCAGCUACCCCCAACUCAGGUGGAACAUGUAACUUGUUUUUUUGGAAGGUUAAUGUCUCAAAUCAACCAGCAAGACUAUAAACGAGAAUGUGAAUCGUGGUCAGUCGGGGAGUAUCUAGAUCGUGAAUUUACCUUGUCCAACCUUUCGAAGGUCGAGGGUGCAGAAGAGAUAUACGAGUGGUGUAAACGAGCGGAGUGCGUGGACGAGGCUUGUAACUCCAUGUAUGAGUUCUCGUUAAGUCAGCUUGGCUUAUACACUGCUCUUGAGGGACCCUUUUUUAACUCUUUGGGCAGUAAGGGUUACCAAGCUGUACUAGACGUCUUCAUAGACCAGCUGCCCCCUAAUUCCCUUCGCUGCCAUAAGCCUGUUCGAUGCGUCCAGUGGGAUGGAUCUUCACCACCUUCAAAGUUAUCAAAACAUCCGGUCAAUGUGGUUUGUGAAGACGGUGAGCAGUUUCCAGCAGAUCAUGUCAUUGUCACUGUGUCUCUUGGGUGCAUGAAGGAACGAGCGCCUACUUUUUUUGACCCUCCCCUGCCAAAGGGAAAGAUGGAGGCCAUCCAGAGAUUGGGGUUUGGCACAGUGGCCAAGAUCUUCUUAGAGUUUUCAAAGCCCUUUUGGCCGGAUGAUUGUGCCGGAAUACAGCUUGUAUGGGAACAAGGCCCAGAGAGCCUGAAGGGUUAUUCUGAUGGGUGCAGGCAACAAUCAUGGCGUUCGGAGUGGUUUAAGAAGAUUGGAGGUUUUGACUGCGUUCCAAUGCAUAGAAGCACCCUCUGUGGUUGGAUCACCGGAUUGGCUGCGGAGCACAUGGAGACCCUCCCUGAAAGUGAGGUGGGGGAAGCAUGUGUCAGAUUAUUGAAGCAAUUCACAAGUUGGCCAGUGACAGAACUGCGAGGGGUGCUGCGCUCCACGUGGUAUAGUAACCCCUACAUACGAGGGUCUUAUACCAAUGUGCCUUUGGGGGUGGAUGCUGUGAAAGAGCAGAUGGCCUUGGCAGAGCCAUUACCAUCCACAUAUCAGAGGAAGACCCAGCGGCCUUUGCAGGUACUUUUCGCUGGAGAAGCGACGCACCCCAACUUCUAUACGACUACACAUGGCGCCUAUAUGAGCGGAGUACGGGAGGCAGAAAGGCUCAUAAAACUCUUUGAGAGCAAAGCGAUCCCUCGCCUCUAAUCCAUCCAUUAGCGUCAUGCCUGCAGUAAAACCAGUUGUGGCACCAGUGUGUCUGUGCGCGGAUGUGCUGCCAGUAACCUCAGAUCCUGCACAGUAUAAAUGAUAAAAUGCUGCUUUUUAUAACUCCCCCCCCCACUCUGUCUAAUCGUAUCCUCAUUCUUCAACCUGUCGAAAAACUAAAACUCCCAGCAUGCUGCUACUGUCAGGACAUGAUGAGGAUUGUUGUUUGUAACCUUUUGAGAGCCGCCCUGGUUUAAAUGGUGCCUCCACUAAGGCUACCUUCACCUAAUUUAUGACUCCUAUUCAGAUCAUUAAAAUCAGUAUAGCAAAUAAAUAUGAAGAGUGCCGCUUAGAGGAGGAAGCAAAAUUAUGGGAAUCGCACAAAAACCGUUAUCAGGUCAUAUAACAGGAGCUGAGCUUUGGCGCCUAUUGAAGUAUAUCGUACUCUGGGUUUUCGGAGACUUUUAUACCGAUGACCUGUCCUCUGGAGACACCUGGGACCCCCACCAGGCGCUCGCAGCUUAGCAUAGACCAUUUGACGUCGCGU
Molecule: messenger RNA, 2418 nt
Organism: Bufo bufo (common toad)
Lineage: Eukaryota; Metazoa; Chordata; Amphibia; Anura; Bufonidae
Product: peroxisomal N(1)-acetyl-spermine/spermidine oxidase-like
Exons: 5
Coding region: 363-1871 (502 amino acids)
Molecular function (GO): polyamine oxidase activity
Source: RefSeq, a predicted model, not a curated record